Erigeron canadensis is the source of this 2207-nucleotide messenger RNA. RefSeq names its product putative pentatricopeptide repeat-containing protein At1g17630. The record is from RefSeq and is a predicted model, not a curated record. The transcript has a single exon. Gene Ontology annotation, biological process: RNA modification. Lineage: Eukaryota; Viridiplantae; Streptophyta; Magnoliopsida; Asterales; Asteraceae. Bases 4 to 2088 code for a protein of 694 amino acids. Gene Ontology annotation, molecular function: protein binding; RNA binding.
AUAAUGUUUUGUAUUUAUUCGAAUUCUCGUUUUCUCCUUAAAAUCUCACCCACAUUACUUUCCCGCCAUUCCAUAUACAGGUCCUACACAACAACAUUAGAUCACUUUGAUCAUCUUUUACAAAACUGCACAAACUUAAAACAAAUAAAACAAAUUCAUUCACAAAUCAUACACCAUCUUGAUGCCUUAUCGACUAUAUUUUUGCCAACCAGACUUAUAUCUAUAUACAGCAAGUUUCACAAUGUUUGUGAUGCUCAAAAAGUCUUUCAAUCUUUACCAAAUACUUGUCUUUCUCAUACCAUUAUAUGGAAUUCGAUAUUACGAGCCAAUGUAACGAAUGGGGCGUGUCGAGAAACGGUUCAAGAUUAUGUACGGAUGCGAAAAAUUGGGGUUUUUGUUGAUGGGUUUAGUUUUCCUUUGGUUAUUAGGGCUUGUGCUAUGAUGGGUUGUUUAAAGUUGUGUGCUUUAGUGCAUUGUCAUGUUUUGGUGAUGGGUUUUGGUGGUGAUGUUUACGUUGCGAAUGAAUUGUUGGCGUCGUAUGGAAAUCUUGGAAGUAUGGGGGUUGCACGGAAAGUGUUUGAUGAAAUGUGUGUGAGAAAUCAUGUUUCUUGGAAUACCAUGGUUUCGGGUUUUGCAUCUAGUUAUGAUUGUGAGGGGGCUAUUGAGAUGGUUAAAAGGAUGGAAAGGGAGCGAUGGGAGCCGAAUGAUGUGACUUGGACGUCUUUGUUAUCUAGUCAUGCUAGAUGUGGUCAAUGUCUAGAAACGUUGAGGCUGUAUAAUGUGAUGAGAGGUAGAGGGGUUAGCGCUAGUGGUGAAUUGCUCUCUGUGGUUGCAUCUGUUUGUAAUGAUUCUAAUGUGUUUGAUAAGGGGAGGGAAGUACAUGGGUAUGUUAUAACAGCUGGUUUUGAUAACUAUUCGUUUGCUAAAAACUCGCUUUUGUGUAUGUAUGGGAAGCAUGGAGUUUUUGAAGCUGCCGAAAAGCUUUUUUCGGAGAUUAAAAUGAAAAGUUUGGUGACUUGGAACGGUUUGAUUUCAUCGUAUGCUCAAGUUGGUCUGUGUGAUGAGGCUUACUCUGCAUUUUUUAAGUUGGAGAAGUUAGGAAAUGGUUUGAAGCCAAACGUGAUAAGUUGGAGUGCCGUUAUAAGUGGAUUUGCUUCAAGUGGGAGAUCAAAUGAAUCUUUGAAUCUCUUUAGGAAAAUGCUGCCUUCAAAAGUGUGUCCCAAUGUUGUAACCAUAUCUAGUCUCUUAUCAGCUACUGCAGAUUUAUCUACUGUUAUUUUUGGUAAGGAAAUUCAUGGUUAUAUCAUUAGAAACUUAAUGGAUGAUUAUCUGUUGGUUAGCAACGGAUUAAUAAAUAUGUAUGCUAAAUGCGGUAACCUUAAGGAAGGGCAUAUAGUAUUCACGAAAAUAAAGGUCAAAGAAAUAUGCACCUGGAAUACCAUGAUCAAAGGAUACGGGAUGCAUGGACAUGGUGAGAGUUCCUUAAAAAUCUUUGAACAAAUGAUAAGUAACGGAUAUAAACCCGAUGGGGUUACUUUUGUUUCAUUACUUUCUGCAUGUAGUCAUACAGGGCUUGUUACAGAGGGCCGGAAGCUAUUUAAUCAGAUGAAAACUGAGUUCAGAAUUGAACCUGAGAUGGAGCACUAUGCUUGUAUGGUUGACCUUCUUGGGAGGGCUGGGCUUUUUCAUGAAGCAAGUGAAGUUGCUAGACAAAUGCCGAUAGAACCCAAUGUAUGUGUGUGGGGUGCCCUUCUAAACUCGAGUAGAAUGCACAAGAAUGCAGAUUGGGAUGAGGGGUCGGUUUCUAAGAUACUUGGUACUAGUUCUGCAACUGGCAAUUAUAUGUUACUGUCAAAUAUAUAUGCUCAAAGUGGUCAGUGGGAGGACUCUGCAAAAGUCAGGGUGUCGGCUAGGGUACGAGGUCUAACCAAAGCCCCGGGUCAGAGCUGGAUUGAAUUGAAUAAAAGGGUGCAUAUGUUCACAGCAGGGAAUCUUAUUCAAAGGGAGAUGAUAGAAGUUCAGACACUGCUCAAGACAUUGAGUUUUCAAAUGAAGAUGAAUGGGUACGGUCUCUGUUCACCAUCAUAAAGACUUAGAGGUGGCGAACUGGGUGCAUUGAGCACAUUGGCCUAUGUGUAAUGUAAUACUGUGAAUAAAAUGAUAUAACAAGAUUUAUGCAUAUAAAACUCUGGCCCUUUUAACCCAUA